Sphenostylis stenocarpa is the source of this 1599-nucleotide messenger RNA. NCBI's taxonomy places the organism in Eukaryota, Viridiplantae, Streptophyta, Magnoliopsida, Fabales, Fabaceae. The record is from the annotation of a GenBank genome assembly.
AUGAGAUAUCCAUCAUUUAGCCUCCUUAGAGAAUACAACAUUCUGUUCAUAAGAGGCUUCAUGGUUUUGUUCCUCAGUUGCUUAACCAUUAGGCUUAAUUUCUGUAUUUCCAGCAUACCUUCUUCACUCAAAGCACUUCCCUUGGAGGGACACUUCAGUUUUGAAGAAGUUGACCUUAAACAUGCAGCCAGGGACUUUGGGAACAGGUACCAGUCUCACCCCAUGGCAGUGCUGCAUCCAAAAUCAGUUUCUGACAUUGCAGACACCAUAAGGCAUAUAUGGAACUUGGGGCCUAGCUCUCAGCUCACUGUUGCAGCUAGGGGCCAUGGCCACUCACUCCAGGGCCAAGCACAGUCUCAUGGAGGAGUUGUGAUCAACAUGGAGUCACUCAAUGCCCCAGAAAUGCAGGUGUAUACAGGAGAAUCUCCUUAUGUGGAUGUCUCAGGAGGGGAAUUGUGGAUAAACAUCUUGCAUGAGACACUAAGGUAUGGAUUGACACCAAGAUCAUGGACAGACUACUUACAUCUCACUGUUGGUGGCACUUUAUCCAACGCUGGUGUAAGUGGCCAGGCAUUUAGGCAUGGUCCGCAGAUAAGUAACGUUCAGAAGCUGGAGAUUGUUACAGGAACUGGAGAGGUGGUAAACUGUUCUGAGAAGCAGAAUGAUGACCUCUUUCACAGUGUACUUGGAGGGCUAGGUCAGUUUGGCAUUAUAACAAGAGCAAGAAUAUUCCUGGAACCAGCACCCACCAUGGUAAAAUGGAUCAAGGUGCUGUAUACAGAUUUCACAGCAUUCACUAGAGACCAAGAGCAACUAAUAUUUGCAGAAAAAGCUUUUGAUUAUGUUGAAGGAUUUGUGAUAAUAAACAGAACUGGUCUGCUAAAUAACUGGAGAUCAUCCUUCAACCCGCAAGACCCAGUUCAAGCCAGCAAGUUCAAGUCAGAUGGAAGAACUCUCUUCUGCCUGGAAUUGGCCAAAUACUACAAUCUGGAAGAAACCCUCGUAGUGAAUCAGGAAGUUCAGAAACAUUUGUCCCACUUGAACUAUAUCCCAUCAACACUUUUCCUAACAGAAGUCACAUAUGUAGACUUUCUAGACAGGGUGCAUAUCUCAGAGGUCAAGUUGCGUUCCAAAGGCUUGUGGGAUGUUCCACACCCCUGGCUCAAUCUAUUCAUACCCAAAACCAAAAUACACCAUUUUGCAGAGGUUGUCUUCGGGAACAUCGUAACAGAAACUACCAACGGCCCUGUCCUUAUCUACCCAGUAAAUAAAUCAAAAUGGGACAACAGAACUUCUGUUGUUAUGCCAGAGGAAGAUAUUUUCUACUUGGUGGCAUUUCUUGCCUCUGCAGUGCCCUCUUCCAACGGUUCUGAUGGGCUUGAACACAUUUUGAGUCAGAACAAAAAAAUUUUAGAGUACUGUGAAAGAGCUCAUCUAGGGGUAAAGCAAUAUUUGCCUCACUACACUACACAGGAAGCAUGGAGGGUUCACUUUGGUUCCCAAUGGGAGAUUUUCCAGCAAAGAAAAUCUGUUUAUGACCCUUUGGCUUUACUUGCCCCUGGCCAACAAAUUUUUCAUAAAUCAAUAACCUUCUCAUGA